Messenger RNA from Plectropomus leopardus (leopard coralgrouper), 1073 nucleotides. It is a transcript of the gene hddc2, whose product is annotated as HD domain containing 2. Gene Ontology annotation, molecular function: 5'-deoxynucleotidase activity. Lineage: Eukaryota; Metazoa; Chordata; Actinopteri; Perciformes; Serranidae. Gene Ontology annotation, cellular component: cytoplasm. The record is from RefSeq and is a predicted model, not a curated record.
ACAGCAAUGGCGACCACCACGGAGACAUCAGCCGGCAUGAGCAAAAUGCUGCAGUUUAUGAAACUUAUCGGACAGCUCAAAAGGGUCCCUCGGACCGGCUGGGUGUACAGGGGCGUGAAGAAGCCAGAGAGCGUGUCAGACCACAUGUACCGCAUGGCCAUGAUGUCACUGACCAUCACCGACCCCACAGUGGACAAGGACAGAUGUAUAAAGCUGGCUCUGGUUCAUGACAUGGCAGAGUGCAUUGUGGGAGAUAUCGCUCCAUCGGACAACGUCAGUAAAGCAGAGAAACACAGGAGAGAAGAGGAGGCGAUGAGACAUCUAUCUGCUCUCCUGCCGGAGGGACUCAAACAGGAGAUUUACGGACUCUGGGAAGAGUAUGAAAACCAGAGCAGUCCAGAGGCCCGGCUGGUGAAACAGUUUGACCUGCUGGAGAUGAUCCUGCAGGCUCAUGAGUACGAGGAGCUGGAGGGAACGCCGGGAAGACUGCAGGAGUUCUUUGACUCCACUGACGGUCGUUUCCACCACCCUGACGUGCUCCAGCUCCUCGGCUCUUUGAAUGAAGAAAGACAAUGUCACAUGAAUAAAUCACCUGAAGCAAAGAAUUCUGGGACAGCACAGAUGACUGACGCGCUAUCUUCACAGCCACAUACGACUUCACACACUCCCUGACUGUGACCCGAAAUGUGUGUGUACAGACGGACGCACAACCAUCACAGGAUCAGUGGGAAACUGUAUUUUUGGGAGUUUCAUCUGUUCCCUCCGUCACCUCAUUUCUGAGGAAUUUGCUACAGAAGAACCGAGGAUGAUGGCACAAAGAUAUCUGUGUGCAUGCAGAUAUUUUAGCCCAUUAGUUUAAUUCACUGUUUUUGGAGAUUAGAGCAUCACUUUCUAUAAUAAAGGUGUUUUGCUAGGAAUGCAAAAUUUGCCAGGUAAUGUACAAAUGCAAUAACUUGUCAAAAUCCAUUUAGAUGUCCAUGUAGAAAGGGCUGUUUUUUAUCUAUACAAAUACCUGAAUUAAAGGGGAUCAACUUCCCUUCAUUUUUUUGUCUUUAAUAAAAUGUUACAGUGUC